Messenger RNA from Strongylus vulgaris, 339 nucleotides. NCBI's taxonomy places the organism in Eukaryota, Metazoa, Nematoda, Chromadorea, Rhabditida, Strongylidae. The record is from the annotation of a GenBank genome assembly.
AUCAAACGUCCGAUGAACGCUUUCAUGGUGUGGUCGCAGUUAGAACGACGUAAAAUCUGCGAACAUCAACCAGAUAUGCAUAAUGCUGAAAUCAGCAAGCAGCUUGGAUCCCGAUGGAGACAACUAACUGAAGAGGAGAAAUCACCUUUUGUAGCCGAAGCAGAACGUCUCCGUCUUAUGCAUAUGCAAGAGUAUCCCGACUAUAAAUACAAGCCACGCAAGAAGCCGAAGAAGAACCCCGACGGCACGCUGCAAAAUCCAAACGCCAGCAACGGGCCGGCUUCUCCAAGAAGCAAACCUUUGAAAAGGUGUGACGGGCUUGCAAUACAACUUCUCUAG